Molecule: messenger RNA, 3492 nt
Organism: Mytilus californianus (California mussel)
Lineage: Eukaryota; Metazoa; Mollusca; Bivalvia; Mytilida; Mytilidae
Product: neuronal calcium sensor 1-like
Exons: 8
Coding region: 187-768 (193 amino acids)
Molecular function (GO): calcium sensitive guanylate cyclase activator activity; calcium ion binding
Source: RefSeq, a predicted model, not a curated record
GAAGAUAAGCUAAUCAGCAGCAUCAACACAACACUCGGAAUACCUCUGAUGUAACCGUUAUUAUUUGACCUUGCAUUUGUAGCGUAUGAUCAGCGUGUCAGAUGUGGUAUUUUUGGUUCAUACAUGGAUGCUUACCACAAAUAAUAAGAAUGGGAGAGUGAAUGAUGUAUUUCUGGGAAUUUAGAAAUGGGAAAAAAGAAUAGUAAAUUAAAACCAGAAGAAGUCAGCGAUUUAAAAAAGAAAACAUAUUUUUCAGAAGAGGAAAUUCAACAAUGGUACAAAGGUUUCAUGAAGGAUUGUCCUGACGGCAAACUGACAUUAGAUGGUUUUACAAAGAUUUAUAAACAGUUCUUCCCGUUUGGUGAUCCAAGUAAAUUUGCUACAUUCGUUUUUAAUGUUUUCGAUGAAAAUAAGGACGGUUUUAUAGAAUUUGGAGAAUUUUUACAAGCUUUAUCCGUGACCUCUAGAGGAAGUGUACAAGAAAAGUUACAAUGGGCUUUCAAGUUAUAUGACCUUGACAGUGAUGGCUAUAUAACACGAGUAGAAUUGUUAGAUAUAGUAGAUGCCAUUUAUAAAAUGGUGGGUAACAUGGUAAAGUUACCAGAGGAAGAAAAUACCCCAGAGAAAAGAGUCAAUAAAAUUUUUGACAUCAUGGAUAAGAAUAAAGACGAUAAACUAUCAUUUGAGGAGUUCAUAGAAGGAUCUAAAAAAGAUCCAACAAUAAUCCAAGCACUGACUCUUUACGACACUCAAAAUAGCUCAAGCUAGGGGAGACAAAUCCCUAAAUAUCACAAUCUCUGAAUGAGGACCAUCUAUAUGUCUUCCAAAACCAUGACGAUAGAUACAUUGUAACACAUUUGGGAUGUAUGUGAAUGAGGUCAAACCCGAUAUCUGAGUUACCAUGGAAACAGAACCCUUUUAAAGUGGAUGACCAAAGAAACGAUGUCUGUACAUAGACAGCGUUACUUAAACCUGACUGUUUCCCGAUCAAAUUUUUUAACAACAGUUUUUUAAUGUUUAUAUCUUGUUGAUAUUACCUGUAUAGAAUAUACCAUGUACCGACACAUUAUUAGGCAGAUGUGAUAAAAUAAAUAGAAGCUUAUACAAACUGAUACCAGUUUACAAAUUAUACCUUCUUAAGUAAUUUGUAGUAUAUAUAGGGGGUUAAACUUUUUAAAACACCUGACAAGUCAUCCAGGCCAAUCAUUUGGAUGCAAAUAGUACCAUGUUCCUGCUCUGUAAAAGCUUUGUUAUUGAUAAAAUGAGGAUUGCAAUAUUCCCGAUCUAUAAUAAUCUUUGUUAUCCGAUAUAUUUCAGCAGAAUAUAUAAAAAACAUAUCUUCCGAAAGAGCAUGCAGACAUUUUGAAAGGACAAGGUCAAUUGCAAAUAAUAACAUAAUUUUUUGACGUAGUUGGAGUUGUUGAUUCAAGAGAAUGACUUCAACAUGAACUAUACUGCUGUGAUAUAGCUCAAAUGUAAAUCUAACAUUUUAUAUGCUUAAAUGUUAUUAAGUUUAUUUAUUGUUUUAAAAAAACUGAUGUGAUCAACUUUCAUCCUAUUCAAAACUUGGUUAUAUACUGAUGAUUUAAACCAUCCUAUUAGUUGAUAUAUUUUCUUUCUUUCUUUUAAAUAAUGUUUAAAUGAUUUAUAUCGCAUUUGUACUGUAUAGGUUAGCAUUUGCCAACAGGGAUGUGUAACAUACAUAAUCAUUUACCUGAUAUUUUUUUUUGAAAAUUAAAACAUACAAAAUAAACGUUUAUAAUCAAAUUGUAAAUAAACAAAAUUAAUCCUGAAUGUUUAAUCAAGACUUAGUAAUAGCUUCAAUGAUAAGGGGGUAAAUAAAAAAAUAAGAUGCUUAAUAUUCUAACUCCGCUUUGUAGUGUUCGUUUUGCCCUUCAAGUUGUUCGUUCUAUUGUUCGUCGGUUCAUUCUCUGUAUCCGCAUCGCCACUUUAACCAAAGAAAGAUUAAAUCAAUACUAGAACUCGUAAAGAAUCUUUUAGUAUCUUAUGGCGAGUGCAAAUUAAUGUUUAGUCCUAUUGAGUUUUAUACAGCAAAAUAUGGACUGUGCCAAUAUAUCCGAUAGGGGAAAACAUCUUGUAUCCGGACCUCCUAAAACAAUGGCCUUAUUUCAGUGAAACUUUCAUAGUAUUUUUUUACCUUAUUUCGUUAUCCAUCUCUUUCUUUCAGUUUGACAAAUUUGUGAUUUUUAAACGGCAAAACAUGGAACUAAGUGAAUUUUAAACAGAUGGAUAUAUGUAGUUAUUUUUAUGUAAAACAAUAAAUGAUAUUAGAAAGUGAGUGAUUGACAAGUCAUUUAAAUAUUGUUUAAAAGUUCUUAGUGAAUAUCAUUUACUUUUGGAAAAAAAUAUGGUUUCUGUUGACUAUGUUUUAUUUUCAUACGAAUAGUUAUACAAUAUAACGUUUAUUAUUUUUUUAAUUUUAAUUUUGAAGUGAAGUAUGUAUCCCUUGUUUCGCAUAUAAUUUUGCUCCGGUAACCAUAUUAGAACUUACAGAAAAUCAUUAUAAAUUACAUUUAUAUGUUUUUCUAAUCAAACAACUUUAAAGGUCGAUUUAUAAAUAGCUGCUUUAAAUUAAAAAAAUCAAGAAUUGUAAAUACUCACUUUUAUAAAUCAUGAUUGAAUGUGGAUGUUUAUAUACGUUAGUUUGAGAUCUUGUAUACAUGUACGUAAUGGGGUUUGUCACUUGCUUCAGUCUCUUUCCUGUCUGAGAGGUUACACAUAGUCUACCAAAUUAAGGCGUCCUUAGAAGGGACAAAUAUUGAACUCUUCUUAUAUAUCGGACAUAUGAUGCGUUUGUAACGGGCGAUGUUUUAGUUGAGAAUCUUCUGGUGAAAGGGAGAUAACCGAAAUUCAACUCUUAGUUACAUGCAGUAUUAGUAUGUUAGACGAAUCCGAAACUUUAGAUUUGUAUAACUAAUGUAGUUUUGUGAAUGUCGGACACUUAUAAGAAUCGUCCGGACUUGCAACAUAAAAAAUAAUUUGCUAAAUAAUCUGACUUAUUUCACACAAUUUUACAUUUAAUGUAUUUGUUAUGUUAGGUUAUUGGUAAAUAAGAUUUCUUUCUGGUAAAUGUACAUGUAAACAGAAAAUAAUAUAAUCUGCUCCAUCGCUCAUUAGAAAUGCAUUAUACAACCGAUACUUAUUUUAUGUGCUUACUUAAAUUAAUAGUUAGGUAUGCAUUAUGUAUAAGUAAAGUCGGACGUAUUAUGUGAAGUAACAGGUUAAUUAAUAUAUACCUUAGGUGACGUAAUUGAACAUUAAUUUUGUCAAUCAUUUUAUUACAAUGCUCAUUUUCUCGAUGUUAUGUAUUUGUUUAUUUAUCUUACACCAGUUUGUUUCCCAGAAUUUAGAAAAUGAUUAUGCAAGAUGUAUUUUAUUUAUAUAAUUGUUGACAUUUUUCACAUAUUUUUAAUAUAUUACUUAUGUUGUUCAUGGCGUGUUUCCUCACUCAAAUACAAUUUUUGAAAUCCG